UAUUGGAUGUGGCAAACUUUACAGAUCGAGAAGAUGCCACAUUCAUGUUCAGCUUGGAGAUGUACUAACCGUUUUACGGUCGAAACCAGAUCGCACGGGAUUACCUUUCACAGGUUUCCCAAAGAUAAAGGGCUGAGAAAGCAGUGGGAAACAGUUCUCAGAAGGGAAGGGUUUUCUGCUACCCCGUCAUCAAUGCUCUGCAGUGAGCAUUUCAGACCAGAGGAUUUUGAUAGAACAGGUCAGACAGUCAGGAUCAGAGAUGGAUCAAUUCCUUCAGUCUUCUGUUUCCCAGCUCAUCUCCAACGGCCUGUGCCUACCAGGACCUCUCAAACCUCAAAGAAGGCACAAGAGACCCUGUCAGAGGACUGUUCACAGCUCGUAAAAGAGAACGAACCCCUGCCUGUGCCUAAUGUUGACCACUCCUAUACACUGCCUUCAUCACCUGACGUUCUGAGGGCCAGACUCAGCGAAGCCUUAGCUAGGGUGGAGAGUCUGGAAAGAGAGAAGAGGAAUGCCAAGGACAGAGAAAGGAGGGCAAAGAACACUGUUUGUGGUCUUCUGGAGGAUCUCAGGGCGAAGAAAGUUAUAAAUGAAGAGUUGAAAGAGCGGCUUGAUUUAUACUCAGGUAAAAUGUAAAUAUACAUUUGGAGACAAUUACAAUACAUCGGUUUGGUGCCUACGUGAAUCCUAAACAUAUAGGAGUAAUUAACGUUCAUAAUCAUCAGAAAACGUUACAUACGUUGUUUUUGGUAUCUAUUUGUUCCCCAAAUAUAUUACUGCGUGUGUGAAUGGAUAAAUGAGAGGCAUUAACUUACAGCACUUUAUAGAAAGGUGGUUUAUAAAGUUCACUCCAUUAACUUGUAUUAGUUCACGGGGCAGAUCUGCCACAUCCAAUAUGGCUGACGCACUGACGUAUCGCAGCAACGGGCCAACCCGCUCGAUGAGUGCCUGGUAUUAAAGGUGCAGUGUGUAGAAUUUAGUGGCAUUUAAAGGACUUGCAGAAAUGGAGUGUCAUAUAUUUUAUUAUGUUUUCAUCAGUGUGUAAUCCCCUGAAAAUAAAAAUGGUUGUGUUUUU
Molecule: messenger RNA, 1075 nt
Organism: Scomber scombrus (Atlantic mackerel)
Lineage: Eukaryota; Metazoa; Chordata; Actinopteri; Scombriformes; Scombridae
Product: THAP domain-containing protein 6-like
Exons: 4
Coding region: 7-636 (209 amino acids)
Source: RefSeq, a predicted model, not a curated record